Messenger RNA from Scleropages formosus (Asian bonytongue), 2610 nucleotides. Its product is annotated as transmembrane protein 68-like. The record is from RefSeq and is a predicted model, not a curated record. The coding region runs from base 284 to 1249 and encodes 321 amino acids. Gene Ontology annotation, cellular component: membrane. The transcript is spliced from 6 exons. Lineage: Eukaryota; Metazoa; Chordata; Actinopteri; Osteoglossiformes; Osteoglossidae. Gene Ontology annotation, molecular function: acyltransferase activity.
UAUUUCUAGUUCAUUGAGAAUUGUUACUAAAUGUACUGUGAUCCCCCAUACCUGUGCAGUUCAAAGGUGAACAGCUCGCGCUUUGUUUGUACACCUCACGGUUAUUGACCUCUAAGCCUUAGGACAGAACUUACUAGGGCAUGGUUAAACAUUGAAACGAUGUGCGUGAACUGAAGGAGGGGAACACGCUGCAUGGGGGAGGCUCUGCUGCCGCUUGACAUGCCGUGGUGUCCGUGCCCACAGGAGCUGCUCAAGGCCGACCUCCAUCGUCCAACCUGACGGCAUGGCGGAAGGGGAUGACUACCUCUCCGGUGUCCUCCACCUGCUGGGCCAGUGGAUCGGACGAGACUCCUUGGAUGAUUACCUCAGCUACUUAGAUUACCUGCUGUGGGUUUUCACCCCUUUGGCCAUUGUCUUUAUUCUGCCCCUCUUCAUCCUGCUCUUCCUCUAUCUUUCCAUCUUGUUCCUCCAUGUGUACAAGCGCAAGAACGAGCUCAGGGAGGCGUAUUCCAAUAACGUGUGGGAUGGCGCACGGAAAACGCUGGCCACCCUGUGGGAUGGACAUGGUACUAUAUGGCACGGUUAUGAAAUCCAUGGCUUAGAGAAAAUUCCAGAGAAAGGACCGGCAUUGAUAGUUUAUUAUCAUGGAGCUAUCCCCAUUGACUAUUAUUACUUCUUAGCUAAUGUAAUUAUUCACAAAGGAAGGACAUGCCAUUCUGUUGCUGACCACUUCCUGUUUAAAAUUCCAGGGUUCAAGCUGUUACUGGAAGUUUUCAGUGUGAUGCAUGGGCCACAAGGCGAGUGUGUUCGUGCACUGCGGGAGGGCCAUCUCCUGGGCCUUUCUCCAGGUGGACUGCGGGAGGCGCUCUUUAGUGAUGAAACUUACCCGCUGCUCUGGGGAAAGCGUCGUGGCUUUGCUCAGGUGGCCAUUGACGCUGAGGCGCCCAUUAUUCCAAUGUUUACACAAAACAUCAGAGAGAGCUUCCGAUACCUAGGAACUUGGAAGCUGUCCCGAUGGGUGUACGAGCGAUUUCGCCUGCCGUUAGUGCUUCUCUACGGAGGUUUUCCUGUGAAGUUCCGAACUUACCUGGGAGAUCCAAUUCCGUAUGAUCCCAACCUGUCGGCAGCUGAAUUGGCAGAGAAGGUACAGCAGGCUGUGCGUUCCCUCAUUGAUCAACACCAGCCCAUACCUGGAAACAUUCUUCGCGCCUUGCUGGAGCGGUUUUACAGAAGACCGAAAAAGGAAUAGGGUCUUCUAAUCCGUCUCUUCUUUUUUAUGUAAACAAUUUCUAACAUUUUCCCAAAGUAGUAAGUAUUAGGCCUGACUGCCAAGUCUUAUUUCCCCUUAUGGUCUCAGGAGCUCAGUUGAAGAACCAUGAAAACUCAGUGAGAACUCUAAAUGUGUGUUACUGUUAGAUGUUACAUGAUCUGUACAGUGUGUAAUUUCACAACAGUGUGCCUUACCAGCCUGUAGAGUGCCUUCUCACCUGGCACACAACCACUUGUUUAGCUGUGUGUCUUUAAAGGGAUUUUAUGUUUGUCCUUAAAUGUGUUCUGCAAGAGUUUGUAAAAAAAAAUAUGCAAGAAAAAGUGCUCACGCUCCAGGGCUUAGUGUGGGGUGAGACCCGAAAUGAGCGUAAGGAUUGGGCCUCUAUUCUGCACUGUAGAUUUUGCUGUUUCAAUCAACACUGCUUGGGGUGGCUGAGGACAGCGCCAGUAGCUCUGUGGUUCACUCCCUUCCUGAGCUGCACACAUAUAAUGGGUUAACAAAUGGGCAGCAGCUGGUAUCCCUGUUGAAGAACUGGAGUGGUGGCCAAGAGCCUGAAGGUUCAAAUCCCUCUGUGAGCUUUAGUGAACUGAUGGUGAACAAGUAAUAAUACUAUUAUAAAUAUGUAGGAUUUCCCCUAAUAUAUAGUGGUGCAUGCACAUAUUUAUGAUCCUUAAUCUUGACUGCCACAAUAUACCACAACUGGAGGAAAUAUUUCAUAGCAAGAAUGUUUCCAAGUGAACAAAACCUUCCACAUUUGAUAGUCCUGUCUGUCACUGGAAUUUUUAAUACACAAGGCAUGUUUCAGAGGCACAAAGAGCACAUCUUUAUUGAACUGAUGUGCCAUUUCACGUCUCUCCCUGGCAGUUUGUGUGUGCCCAGAGGGAUUUGAACCAAAUUAGGAAACAUGCCGGCAAACAGAAGGUUUUUAUUUGUUCGGAGUGCAGGUCCAUGUGUGCUCUCAUACUGUCACAGUGCACUGCGAGGCCUGUCCUUUAAGGUCAGUUUAACAGCCUUAACCAUGAUGAUUGACAUACAGUUUAAAAAAAAAGAAAAAAAGUGUUAAAGAACGGUGAGAAGGACCUCCCUGGUAAAUUAUUCCAUCUGAUGAAUAUUUUGUCUUGUGAGAUGAACCUGUAGUUAAUAUCUUCUGUGUCUUUGUGCAUGGAGAACUAAGACAUCCUCUACUACCGUAAUUAAUCAAAGGGAAAGAAAUGAAGUCAUCUUAUUUCUCAGACUGCCUUUUCCAUCACCCAGAAACUGUGGUUGUGUUUCCCUGUUAAUGUUACCGGAGAGGGUUUGCGAUCAGAGUUUAUAUGAACCAAGCAAAUAAAUGGACUUCG